This is a messenger RNA of Osmia bicornis bicornis, 1910 nucleotides long. It is a transcript of the gene vermilion, whose product is annotated as tryptophan 2,3-dioxygenase. Bases 363 to 1634 code for a protein of 423 amino acids. Gene Ontology annotation, molecular function: metal ion binding; heme binding; L-tryptophan 2,3-dioxygenase activity. The record is from RefSeq and is a predicted model, not a curated record. NCBI's taxonomy places the organism in Eukaryota, Metazoa, Arthropoda, Insecta, Hymenoptera, Megachilidae. The transcript has 7 exons.
GCCAUGAUCAGCAGUGGUACAUUAGUAUUCUGUCGCUGUUGGAAAUAUAAGAGGGAUAGUUUCGCGUGCCGAUGGCCAUUCAGUUUUUAGUCGCGGCUCAACCACCUCGUCGGCAACAUGUAUUGUCAUCCUUCAAGUCCAAGUGGUGAUCGCUGAAACUCAAAGAAAUGUCAAGUUAAAAGAAUUUCGUUCAAGUGAACCGUGAUAUCAAUUUUAAAUAAUUAACCAAUCUGCGAACAAUAAUUAAUUUUUGUGAAGUGAAAAAUUUCUCGCAUAUGUAAUUGAAAGAAACUUCAAUUACCCUUCGAAAUUACGAUUAUCAUUGUUAACAGCAGGGAUACACAUACGUAGCCGUUUGAAAAAUGGCUUGUCCCUUAUCGGACGGUCUUGCCGAAGAUCAAGAACAAGAUAACGAUCAGUUGACCGAAGGACCGGGUAUGCUUUAUGGUGAAUACUUGCGACUAGAUAAAAUCUUAACCGCACAAAGAUUAUUAAGCGCAGAGUACAACAAGGAAGUGCACGAUGAGCAUCUUUUUAUCGUCACUCAUCAAGCGUACGAACUUUGGUUCAAGCAGAUUAUCUACGAAUUGGACUCGGUCAGAGCACUCUUUAACUCGGAAUCAAACGGCUACGACUUCUUGAAUGGUACCUCCAACAAUCGUCCGGCUAUUCAGAAGAACCGGGUCCCACAGAUACUGAACGAGUCGAGGACCCUGGAAAUCUUGAAGAGAUUAAACCGCAUCGUCCUCAUUCUGAAACUUCUGGUAGAUCAAGUGACAAUUUUAGAAACUAUGACACCAUUGGAUUUCAUGGCGUUUAGAGAUUACCUGUGUCCAGCUUCCGGCUUCCAAUCGCUGCAAUUUCGUUUAUUGGAGAAUAAGCUGGGCGUGAAACAAGAACACCGAGUCAAGUACAAUCAGAGUUACACCAGAGUGUUUGGAAGGGAUCCGAAAGCCAUCGAGGCGAUUAAACGUUCCGAGGAAGAACCUAGUCUCAGCUGUCUAGUUCAGAGAUGGCUUGCGAGGACGCCAGGUCUCGAGACUCACGACUUUGAUUUUUGGGGGAAAUACAAAAGAUCCGUGGAGAAAUUGCUCGCCGAGCAGGAACAAUUCGCUCGAAAGCACGCAAAAGAACAGACUAGAAAUUAUCAUCUGGCGAACGUGCAUUCCCGAAAGGCGGUGUUCGAGUCAAUUUUUAAUGAAUCCCUUCACAAUGCGCUUGUGUCACGAGGAGAAAGAAAAUUCGCUUACGCGGCUCUUCAAGGAGCAGUGAUGAUCACACUGUACCGCGACGAACCGAGAUUUAGUCAGCCUCAUCAAAUUCUGACUGCGUUGAUGGACAUCGAUUCUCUUAUCACCAAAUGGAGGUAUAAUCACGUUUUGAUGGUUCAAAGAAUGAUUGGAUCUCAGCAACUUGGUACGGGAGGAUCUUCAGGGUACCAGUACUUAAAAUCUACUCUCAGCGACAGGUAUAAGGUAUUUCUGGACUUGUUCAAUUUGUCCACGUUUUUAAUACCUCGUCAUAUGAUUCCACCGCUGACCAAACAAAUGAAGACGAAAUUGUCCAUUGCGUGCAACGGAUGGAAUCCAGACGAUAAUCAAAACAAUUCUGAACGCACACUAGACGAUACGUAAACUGUUACGCAAUCCCUGGAUAAUGUAUCGAUAAGACGGAACCGAUAAAUGUUCAGAAAAUAUUUUUGCUAGAGUAACAUUAGAGAGGGUAACGGAAUUUCGGAUUCAUCAUUUCGAGGUUGGAGAAUCAUUUUAAUAUGCCGUUUAGAAUAUAUUCUAUCUGUAAAAAGUAUACAAAUGGUCGCGUAGGUAAUCGUACAAUAUAAUACUAACGUAAAAAUUGUGUCAAUUGUAUAACUGGUAUCGAAAAUACAAUCUAAUUGACGUUAUUGUUAA